AUGUCACAAUACAACGUUUUUGCUGGAGAGGACAGUGAGGACGAAGAUAAAUUAAAAGAUGAAGCCCUCACUGAUUUUGAUAGCGAUCUAUUCAAGAGAAAAGAGAAGGAUAGAGAAGUUAAUAGACUAGUUAUACCUUCACAAGCUAACGUUGAUUGGAGGGAGAAGAAAUCCAAGUCACAGCGAUACAGACCGAAUCAAGAGCAGCAAAACGUUCAAACUAUUACACAGGAGAAGUUAAAUGAUGCACCAGAGCGUGCUGGUUUGCAAACUGCCGAUCCUUCUGUCAAAAGGGAGAAAAAUAUCGACAUUGAUGAUAUAGAACAACCUAAAGAUCAAUCUAAAGAAACGCACGAAAGCUUAGAUGAUAAAGCACUCAAAUCACUCCUCAAUAACGAGAAACAUGAUGAAAAAGGAGAAGAAAUUGAUGCCAUCCCGAUGACCGCACCUGGUUUAUCUGAUUCAGAUGCCUUCAAAGCGGACGUCGCUGCAAGAGCUGAUGAAAGUACAAUAGAUGAAUAUGAACGCGUACCUGUUCAUCAAUUUGGAGCAGCUUUGCUUCGUGGUAUGGGUUGGAAAGAAGGAACAGCGGCCUCACGUACUAGAACUGGACCAACAGAGCCUUAUUUACCGGACAGUAGGCCUGCCCUCUUAGGUAUUGGUGCCAGCGCACGUCCUACCAACGAUAGUGACAAGAAAACCGCUAGUAGAGACUUCAAGAUUAGAAAGCAAGAAAUGACGACAUAUAGACCUCUAACAAAGCAGUCAAGACAGUCUUCAUCAUCGAGUGUCAGUAAAUCACAGAGAUCACCUUCACCACCUAGUAGAGAACUUGAGAAAAUGAGAACGUACUCAUCUAGUAGCAGGGACUAUGAUAGAGAUAAAAAGCCAUACGACAAACGCGAUGACAGAUAUUAUAGUCGACGUUACGAUGAUAGAAGGGAUGAUAAGCGAUACGGUGGUAGAGAUGACUAUAAGCGCAGUGAUAGACGUUACGAUGAGAGACGCUAUGAUGAAAAGCGAUACGACAGUAGAGAAUAUGAUCGUAAGAAGUAUUACUAAUGUAGCAUAACUGUAAAUCAAUGAACCUAAUAAUGCAUAAUUAAGUAGAAC
This is a messenger RNA of Wallemia mellicola CBS 633.66, 1113 nucleotides long. RefSeq lists its product as hypothetical. Gene Ontology annotation, biological process: mRNA splicing, via spliceosome. The record is from RefSeq and is a predicted model, not a curated record. The transcript has 3 exons. Gene Ontology annotation, molecular function: nucleic acid binding. Gene Ontology annotation, cellular component: spliceosomal complex. Lineage: Eukaryota; Fungi; Basidiomycota; Wallemiomycetes; Wallemiales; Wallemiaceae. The coding region runs from base 1 to 1062 and encodes 353 amino acids.